Molecule: messenger RNA, 2893 nt
Organism: Bactrocera oleae (olive fruit fly)
Lineage: Eukaryota; Metazoa; Arthropoda; Insecta; Diptera; Tephritidae
Gene: Papss
Product: PAPS synthetase
Biological process (GO): sulfate assimilation; 3'-phosphoadenosine 5'-phosphosulfate biosynthetic process
Molecular function (GO): adenylylsulfate kinase activity; sulfate adenylyltransferase (ATP) activity; ATP binding
Source: RefSeq, a predicted model, not a curated record
AUUUGAGCUGUCAAAAUGUUAAAUUGACCAGCUGAAAGGAGAAAUUUUUUGAAGAUUGUGCCUUAUCAAUAAAAAAGAUGACAGUUCAACGCCAGUAAUAUUCGAUUAGUUAAGGAAUAUUAACGUGUAUUCUUAUCGGUUAAUAGUACUCGGGGUUCUUUUGUUUUAAUGCUGAAAUAAAACGACGGUGUUUGUGUUUCUAUUGAAAAUAAAUUGGUCUAACUAAAUUUGUUAAACAUAUUUCUAUAAUGAGCGAAGAAUCUUUAAAGAAGAAACAGAAGACGUGCCUUCAAGUUGCAACAAAUGUUUCUGAGCAAAAACACAAUGUAACCCGAGAGUUAAGGGGCAAUAGCUUAGGCUUAUGUCGUGGCUUCCGAGGAUGCACCAUUUGGCUUACUGGUCUAAGCGGUGCUGGUAAAACAUCCAUUGCAUUUGAGUUAGAAGCUUACCUAGUAUUACGUGGCAUCCCAGCAUAUGGACUUGAUGGUGACAACAUACGCACGGGAUUAAAUAAAAAUUUAAGUUUCACACCAGCUGAUCGUCAAGAAAACAUUCGAAGGGUAGGGGAGGUAGCAAAAUUAUUUGCUGACAGUGGAGUAAUUGCAAUUUGCAGUUUCGUGUCACCGUUUGCUGAAGAUCGCGAUUUAGUUAGGAAAAUUCAUAAAGAAGCCGAUUUAAAAUUUUACGAAGUUUUUGUGGAUACUCCAUUGUCGGUAUGCGAGUCUCGUGAUGUAAAGGGACUUUACAAGAAAGCACGAGAAGGUGUUAUAAAGGGAUUCACUGGAAUAACACAGGAUUAUGAAAAACCUGUACAACCUGAAAUUGUUAUUAACACUGCCGGAUUUACUAUAAAAGAAUCUACACAGUUAGUUAUAAAUCUUCUGCAAGAAGAAGGGAUCAUUCCAAAAAGUAAGGCAAACUCAAAUGAAAUCGAAGAACUUUUUGUAGAACCAAAACUAAAAGAAUCACUUCUGCAUGAAGCCAAAUCAUUACAUUCGAUCGCUUUAACCGAAAUAGAUCUUCAGUGGGUUCAAGUCUUAUCCGAAGGAUGGGCACAUCCGCUAAAAGGCUUUAUGAGAGAAGAUAUUUUUUUGCAAACCAUACAUUUCAAUUCAAUUGCUACUGAUGACGCCACAACUCGUAAAAACCAGUCAAUUCCAAUUGUUUUAGCUGUUACAGAGGAUAUAAAAAAUAAACUAGAUGGUGUAUCGUCUGUGGCGCUUACAUAUAAAGACAAACCGGUGGCCAUUUUGCGUAAGCCAGAGUUUUAUUAUCAACGUAAAGAGGAGAGAGUAUCACGCCAAUUUGGCACAAGUCAUGAGGACCAUCCAUAUAUCAAGAUUAUAGCUAAGGGUGGAGACUAUUUGGUCGGUGGAGACUUGGAAGUUUUAGAACGUAUACGUUGGAAUGAUGGAUUAGAUCAAUACAGAUUAACACCAAAUGAAUUGCGAACAAAAUUCAAAGAAAUGGGAGCAGACGCAAUCUUUGCAUUUCAAUUAAGAAAUCCAAUUCAUAAUGGUCACGCACUACUAAUGCAAGAUACGAAACGGCAACUAAUUGAAAGGGGAUUUAAGAAACCAGUUUUAUUGCUACAUCCUCUUGGUGGCUGGACAAAAGAUGACGAUGUCCCCUUGCCCGUAAGAAUUGCUCAGCACCAAGCAGUGCUUGAUUCUGGUGUUUUAAAAGCAGCAGAUACUGUAUUAGCUAUUUUCCCCUCACCAAUGCUGUACGCUGGGCCAACUGAAGUGCAAUGGCAUGCUAAAGCAAGAAUGAAUGCCGGUGCAAAUUUUUACAUUGUUGGUCGAGACCCAGCAGGUGUACCACAUCCUAAUAAAACACUUUACCCUGAUGGCAAUCUUUUUGAUGCGACACACGGUGCACGAGUGCUAAAAAUGGCACCCGGUUUAGAUAAUAUAGAGAUAUUACCCUUCCGAGUUGCUGCUUAUGACAAAAGCAAUUCAAAAAUGGCCUUCUUUGAUCCAAGCCGUAAAGAUGAUUUCGAGUUUAUAUCAGGUACCAAAAUGCGUACGUUAGCUAGAACGGGACAGUUACCGCCUAAUGGAUUCAUGGUGCCGGAAGCGUGGAAAAUAUUAUCCGAAUAUUAUCAGACGUUAUCAAACCAGUAAGGAUUGUUUAUAAACAAAUAUUAGUAAAUUAUACAAAUUAUAUAACACAAACAUAUGUAUAUAUAUAUAUAUGUAUGUGCGUUUAGAUACCCUCAAUGUGUUUUAAUAGUUUUAAAUUAUUCUUUGAAAAUGUCAAUACUUUUAAACUAAAUUAUUUUAUAGUAAAAAGGCUUAAAUUAUUUAUACUUCUAUGUCUAAAUGCUAACUUUUAUGAUUGUAAAUCAUAUCGUAAUAAGUCUACCAGUGACAAAAUUUGAAUGCCUUUAGUAAUAUUGCCAGAAAAAUAACUAUAACGCAUUUGUUAAUGUUAAUUUACUUUUUAUUUGCUUACUCUGUAUAACAGAAUUAUGUGAUUGAAAGUGGUUUCUUUUAAAUUGGAAUACUUGGCAGCUAAAUCUACUGAUUUGUAUUUUUUAUAUUAAUGCAUAUGUACUUGGUCUUUAGUUAUAAGUCAUAAUGUUUGUUAGAUUAUGUGGUAAGCUCAAAUAUAUUAACAUUUUUUUCCAUUAUUUUGUGCCUUCUUCAUUUGUUAUAUUUUUUUUGUAUUAAUAAAUAAAAAAAGCGUAAUCUUAUGCCGCGCAAACAAAAAUUUGCUUUUGCUUGUUACCUACUAACGGUAUUACAAUCUCAACGUGUGUCUCUAAAAUAUGUAAAAUGUGUUAAACUUGUUUUUAGAAGAAAAAGGUAAGUUAUAUAAAUAGCUUGACACUUUCUUGCCAAUGUAAACAUAAUGAAAGGCUAACUAUGUAAGUAUGUAUUUAAACAUA